Molecule: messenger RNA, 1862 nt
Organism: Nicotiana tabacum (common tobacco)
Lineage: Eukaryota; Viridiplantae; Streptophyta; Magnoliopsida; Solanales; Solanaceae
Product: endoglucanase 17-like
Biological process (GO): carbohydrate metabolic process
Molecular function (GO): hydrolase activity, hydrolyzing O-glycosyl compounds
Source: RefSeq, a predicted model, not a curated record
UAGUUGGGCAGAGUGUAGUGUGUAUACUCUCAGUCCAAAUGGCUUUCUUUUACUACCUUUCUUGUUCCAAACUAGCUUUACUUGUUCUGCUCUGCUUCACUACCUCUCUGCUUCAUUGCAGUGCCCACUCUGACCACCAUGGCCAUCAUCCUCACUUUGCCUCUUACAAUUACAGAGAUGCUCUCACCAAAUCCAUUCUUUUCUUUGAGGGUCAGAGGUCAGGCAAGCUCCCUCCUAACCAGAGAAUCACUUGGCGUAGAAACUCUGCUCUUUCAGAUGGCUCCGCAUUGCAUGUUGAUUUGGUUGGGGGAUAUUAUGACGCAGGGGACAAUGUGAAGUUUGGGUUCCCAAUGGCAUUCACUACCACAAUGCUAUCAUGGAGUGUGAUUGAAUUUGGUGGACUGAUGAAAGGAGAACUCCAGAAUGCAAGACAAGCCAUUCGCUGGGCCACUAACUAUCUUCUCAAAGCCACUGCCUAUCCAGACACCAUAUUUGUUCAGGUGGGGGAAGCAGGAAGUGACCAUGCUUGCUGGGAGAGACCUGAGGAUAUGGACACCCCAAGAAGUGUAUUCAAGAUUGACAAAAACACUCCAGGGACUGAAGUAGCUGCAGAGACCGCUGCUGCUCUUUCUGCUGCUUCUUUAGUCUUCAGAAAAAGCGAUCCCACUUACUCCAACCUCCUUGUGAGGAGGGCCAUCAGGGUGUUCGAAUUUGCGGACAAGUACAGAGGUUCCUAUAGCGAUGGAUUAAAGAAUAUCGUGUGCCCCUUUUAUUGCUCCUAUUCAGGAUACCAGGACGAGCUGUUAUGGGGUGCUGCUUGGUUACAUCGAGCCACGAAGAACUCUUUUUACCUAAAUUAUAUCCAAAGAAACGGGCAAAACCUUGGGGCCGACCAGAGUGAUAACACAUUUUGUUGGGACAACAAGCAUGUUGGAGCAAGGAUUCUUCUUUCCAAGGCAUUUCUUGUUCAAAAGCUCCAAUCUCUCCAUGAUUACAAGAGUCACGCAGACAACUACAUUUGCUCCGUCGUCCCAGGGACACCCAUGUCUCAAGCACAAUAUACUCCAGGAGGGCUACUCUUUACUAUGAGUGACAGCAACAUGCAAUAUGUGACGUCAACCUCUUUUCUGCUGGUAACCUAUGCCAAGUACUUGACCUCUGCUCAUCUGGCUGUCAAUUGUGGUGGCGUUCUUGUCACGCCAAAAAUGCUACGAAAUCUUGCCAAAAAGCAGGUGGACUAUCUGUUGGGAGAUAAUCCAUUAAAAAUGUCAUAUAUGGUGGGAUAUGGGACUAGGUACCCGCAGAGGAUUCACCAUCGGGGAUCGUCUUUGCCAUCUAUGGUGGUGCACCCAACAAAAAUACAAUGCUCGUCGGGGUUCAGCAUGUAUAAUUCUCAGAAUCCAAACCCAAAUAUUCUGGUAGGAGCCGUGGUUGGUGGACCGGAUCAGCAUGAUAACUUUCCAGACCAGCGCUCAGAUUAUGAGCAAUCGGAGCCAGCCACUUAUAUUAAUGCCCCGCUGGUUGGAUCGCUGGCUUACCUCGCGCACUCGUUCGGCCAGCUCUAGGAGUAUCAGCCACAAAUCUGUUAGCCAUUGGACUACGGACCUGGUUACAGGGAUCUCCUAGUAUCAGAAGAGUAGAAUGAAGUCAUUUUAGCCUUCUAGAUUAUAGCGGCUAUUGGCAUGGCGUUGGUGAUGUGUGACUGUAUUGGUAGAGAGAGCCAAAACAGGCUCGAGAUUCCAAAAGCCCCACCUCAUGUUUAUUGUGCACUCGCAUGCUAUAAACAGCCUAAUUAAAGAUAUUUGUUUGUCCUUUUUAUUUUGUUCUUUUGUUGAUCCAAUUCCAAGAUUUUAACUUUGAUA